This is a messenger RNA of Lichtheimia ornata, 6267 nucleotides long. RefSeq lists its product as uncharacterized. The transcript has 29 exons. Gene Ontology annotation, biological process: meiotic chromosome separation; proteolysis. Gene Ontology annotation, cellular component: nucleus; cytoplasm; centrosome. Bases 1 to 6267 code for a protein of 2088 amino acids. The record is from RefSeq and is a predicted model, not a curated record. NCBI's taxonomy places the organism in Eukaryota, Fungi, Mucoromycota, Mucoromycetes, Mucorales, Lichtheimiaceae. Gene Ontology annotation, molecular function: cysteine-type endopeptidase activity; protein binding.
AUGCCACCAUCGUCGUCUCCUUCCUCGUCCUUUUUAUUAUCGUCCUUGAAAGACUAUUCACAAUGCACAUUGGAAUUGACUUCAGCAAUACGAUCCACGGUCCUGGACCCCUUCGAACCUCCUCGAUCGAAGCAUGCAACAACACAACCUCUCUCGCGCGCUCAACAAAAGACCCUGGCAGUCAAAUUGGCACCAUUAGCAAUGAAGAUUGUCAACCAGAACAUUGGAUCGCUGCAAGAUCUCAAGGUGCCUGGAAAGGUGGAUACCAGUAUAUACAAUACGACAGUCGAGUGCCUUGUGGAUACGACAUGCAUUGCGUUGGCUGCGUUACGCUACAUGGCCGCUUACACCACACUGAAGCCGCUCGAUAUUGAAAAACUCACAUCCAAUCUCGUAUGCAAGCUUGUUGAUCUCAAAGAGUAUACACGUGCAUUGGAUGAGUUAUGUGUUCUCAAGGCAGGACUCAUGAAGGUGACCAAGCUUGGUGUUGAGGAUACCAAACACGACAAGAUGUCCAAAGCCAAAGAGAUGGGAUCACCACGACGACGAGGAUUUCUGACAGAAUCACCGAAUCGAGGCAACGAAGCAGUACAUACACCAGGCGGCGGCUCAUUAUCAGCACCCACAUCACCUCUACGCACAUUCGAGACAUCAAUGCAAUACACCUUGACUCAAAAAGAACAGUUGAUGCUUCAGAAAUAUGGCGAUCUCUUUACGUUUCCUCUUGAUUCAAGUAUCAAUGAUCGAUCCACCAUUCUUCUCAUUCUCGCAUAUCAAAUGAAUGCAUUACGGUGUUGGACAGAUAUAGCCGAUGGUUUCUUUGUAUGGCAUCUACCGCAAUUACUGUCACAAUCAGGGACAUUUAUGGAUUGGUGCAAGCAUCUUAUGGGAUUCGACAAGGAUAUGGCUGCAAGACAAUUCGAUGCCAUGUAUCGACAACUUACUCGAGCUGCUAGUAAGAAUUCUUCCUUGGAGAGCACUUCUUCAAGGACAUUUGCUCUUCAAGCUAUCGCUGUCAAGGCACUGAAACUUGCUGGAACCACAUCUGCUAAAUCGCUAUGUCAUCGCAUGGUCCAACUUGGUCUUACGUUUGAAAAAUCAGAGGAACAAGUGGAUUAUCGUCGUAUUCAGAAUACGUGUGCUGAUUUUAUCAAUGGGAUCGAACCCAAUUGUGAUGACAUUCCUGAAUUGGAUGCCUAUUUUACAUUGAGCGAGUACUAUGCUUAUGCAUCUCGCAAGGCAAGAAGUUACUCUGGCGAAUUUUAUGCAUACAAGUUCAUGAUGCGUCCUAUUCGAAGUUUAUUAUCCACCACCGAUCAGUGCAAGUAUUAUCAUGGCGCAUAUGGUGCUACAGCCAAACUUGCCCUUGCAUCUACACAAUUGGACAAAAUGACCACAUCCCAUUCACAGAUCGAUAUGAAUAUGACAUUGGAAGAAGUCGACUCAUGCUUGCAAUUGGUAUCAGCUGCUUCAGAGCACAACAAGACGUUGGAUGAAUACAGCGAACAAGCCAUGUGUUGCAUGUACAAGGCUUUGGAUAAGUUUCGACAAAGUUGCACACGUUAUUUCAAUCAUAUCGAGGAACGAUCCAAAAAGAUCCAACAAUAUGUGACAUCCCGUAACAGCAAUGCUGCUUCACCCAGCGUACGUCAAUCCUUGACCAACAACUUGACCGAGAUGCGAGAACCAGUGACAGCCCUUUUAUCUUCUCUCUCCAAUUGCAAAGACGUGUUACUUUUGAUUCUUCAAGUAUUGAAAAAGAAGUCAUGGCGAGGGAAAGCAAAGCAAUCACCAGCUCCAGGCGACGUGAUGCGUAAUUACAUUGAUAUCAUGGUUCUACUUGCACGGAUGAGAUUCCAAUUGGACGAUGAGGAUUCCUAUUAUGCAUCGUACGAGGAUUUGGCCACAGCUGAACAAGCAUGUGAAGAAUUUGGAUACCCUGCGGGCUAUCGAUGGGUUUCGGGUGCGUUCUAUAUCUUGGGUGCAGCCAUGGCCAAUGCUAGCAUGUAUGCUUCUGCCAUCUAUCCACUACGUAAGGCGUGCACAUUGUUGGAAAAGUCGUCAAGUUAUGCAGCAAGUGAAACAGGCCGUCUCCAUCUUGCCAAACGAUAUGAAAUUCUCGGCACAUGUUGCAGAAAGGAUAAUCGUUUCGAGGAUGCCAUCAAAGCCUAUCGAUCGUCAUUGAAGAAAUUACCAGACUCCAGUAUCCAAUCCUUUGUGCAGGAAGCGGACAAGUUGGCUAUCCACAGUCUCAUUGAACGCAAUCCACUUAUUCCCAAGCUUAUUGAUCGCUAUUUACGUGCAGCAUUGUUUGAUGGUGUUUCGACCGAGUUGACCUUUGCCAGUGAUAUCAUGAAUCUUUCAACCUUGGUUCCUGAACAACGAUGUAUCAUUUACGAAUGCGAGUUGCGUACACUUUAUACCUGUUCCUUUCAAAUGGAUUGCAGUCACUAUCAAACGGCAUUGAUUGAGAAGCUUAUGAAAUACUAUACGCCAUUUCUCUUUCCUAUUCGAAGGGCCAGGAUAUUAUUGGAUCAAUUACGCAUUGAACUUGCCAAGAAGAAUAAUGGGACAAUCACCAAGACAGCCAUGGCUUUUGCAACAGAAGCAAGCAAGCUCCUGCAACAAAAGGAGAGUUAUGGCAGCGACAGUGAUUUAUUACGCUAUCGUCAAUACUAUCUCGCCUUAUCACAAUCGUGGAUCGGCAUUUGUGCUGAAAAUGAUCAAGAUUUCUCAAGGGCAUUCGCAGUGGCAUUCCGACAAUGGCGUACUUUGUUCAGGAAGGUCAUGCCUGUAUACCAAAAUACUGAAAGCAACAAGCUAUCCUCCAAUGACAUCAAAUCCAUCCGUGCUAAUGUGGAUGAUCUCGACAAGUUGUAUGACCAUUUCCGGAUGCUGGUUGACUUUUUUGCUGUUCAUCGACAACGUGUUUAUCAAAUCAAUACCCUUCGCCUUAUGCUCAAGUUGAAUAAUGGAUUAAGACGCUCCGCUGAUGCUAUAUCAUCAUCCAUCAUCAUCAGCACACGCAUUGGACACCUUUACGACGAGAUGGGGUACCCUGGAAAGGCAGCAUUGGAAUUUGCACAAGCCAAAGCGACUAUCGCCAACAUGGCAUGCUCUAACGAGGCGGAAAUCUACUAUAUUCUCUUUUAUUCAUUACAUCUUGCCAAACGAGGCAAAUUGGAUGAUGCCAAAAAUUUGUUCAACACAUCCCGAAUUGUAUGGGAAUCGAUUCGCCGAACACAAUCCAAAGACAAGCUUGAGCGUGGACGACGUAAAGUAUCUCACAAAUUGAUGUUGGCUGAUGCCCAUAUUGUAGCAUCCACUUUGUGCUCCAUGAUGCAACCCACCCUGGAUACUGCCAUCCAAAACUGUGAAAGUGCCUUACAAGUGUUGAGUACCUGCAGUCGCUCACUCAAGCUGGAGAAGCAAGACAAGGAUGAAAAUACCAUCAUGGAGGAUCCUUUUGCAGAGUCGACUACCAAACAAGAGGAUGAAAUCGCCAACAUGACGACAAGGAUCAUUUGUGAUGAAUCGGAAUGGUCUAUUGCGGAGAAAGUAGCUCUAUGCCUCGAGCAACUCAGUACCUUAUACAUGACACGUGGCUCUGUUCGCUAUACACAAUAUUAUAUGCAAAAGGGUCUCAGCCUUGGUGAAAAGCUCAGCUCGCGUCUUGUCCAAUUCCGUUUCCUCCUUCACACCAGCGAUUUCAAUUUACGAUAUGGCCGUCCAGAAACAAGCAAGUCGUAUAUUAAGAAUGCUGUUGAGGUCCAGCCAGAGGGUCGUUUACAUGUGUAUCAAGACGUCUUGCUCAAGAUGGCUGUUGGUGAUGUGGAUGGCAGUGAAGGUUGUUUGGAGGAAGCACUACAAGCCUAUUCGACUGCUGAAGAGCUAUUGAAAAAGAUCACGGAUCGUGCUUAUAUAUCGAGCAUCGAGGCAUUGAUUGAAAUGGACGAAACGAUCGAUGAGCAUGAUGAAUCCGAACCCAUGAUGCUGGAAAAUACCCUUCGAGAUGAUGAUGCAACACCAUUACACCAUCUUCAAGGAAUUAAUACCAUACGCAGAGCCUUGGUUCUGGUUCAACUUGGUCGCAUGUCAAAGGCUAUGUCUCUCUUGGAUCGGCUUGAGGAAUUGAAUAUUCUUUCCAGUGAUAAGAUCGACUUGAAUUCUGCCAUUGCUCAAUUGAAACUCUUGUUUGUGCGAUAUGAAGCUACUCAGGACCAAAGCUCCAUGUUCAACAGGGAUGUGUCCUUGAUGCCAUCCUUCAAAGCCCAACAGCCACGUGGAUCAGUGAAACGCAGCCAUGUGAGCCAUGACAUGCGAACUUUACGAGAUGGCGUCACUUCAGCUUUGGAUCGUAUGAUGGAUAUUUAUCAAUCAGGUGCCAGAAAGACGCGUAUCAAGCUUGUGCAAGAGAUUUGCUUGGGUAUUGGUUAUCUCAUGUUUAUGAAGAACGACUUUGCUACGCUUGGGAAAAUCAUGGUACACAACUACGCAGCAUUUGGUGCAUACUAUUUGGAAAUGGGCAAAGGCGUGACACUGCGAAGAGAAAUGCGAGCUGAGUUAACAUCCAAGGUGGAUUUCCCUGGCAACACGACUGAUCUUGGAUGGCCUAAACGUAUCAUAUGCGAAGGAGAUGAUUCGAUGCACAAUGCCAACAACGAUGACGAUCCUAUGGAUGUGGACGAUGAUGAUGAAAGUCUCCAGUUUCGAUUACGACCUACGCGUCGCGUUGUAUUACGUGAACAUGGGGCAGAGUACUUUGAGCAACUACGCGACAUGUAUGAUGAGGAACACGUAUUGGACGAUGCCGAGUUUCAGGAAAAGUUUGUGGAUAUUCUUCCCAGUCACUGGACCGUGUGUUCGAUCACCAUGGAUGUGGAUAAUGACGAGCUAUAUCUUGUUCGAUUGCGUCGCAAGGAGGAGCCGAUUGUUGUCAAGUUGUCAUUGACGCGUAUGCGGGAUCGGCUGGCGGACCAACCUGUGCCUGGUUAUCGUGAUGCUGUGGAGACACUCGAGUCCAUCAUUGCUGCAAGUGACCAAACCAUCCAAGACGGCAAGACAUGUACGCGUAAACAAGAUGUGGAUGCAUGGUGGUCAAAGCGUACACAAUUGGACCUGCAACUUAAAAAGUUGUUAAAGACUAUGGAGCAUGGUUGGUUUGGUGCCUUCAAGGGAUUCCUCAGCGGACAAUGCCAAGAACAUCCAAAAGCACUUCAAGAAUUUCAUGGCUCGGUCAAUCAAUUGGUUUACAAUGCAGUCUAUCAAAAGCCGCUUGAUUCGCAACAAGUGACUCGAAAGCAUGUGGAUAUUAACAAGGAGAUUUGCCGCUUGUUUUUGCGAUUGGGCAGUGAUCCUUCCAGUGUCGAGGUUGAAGAUGCUCUUUAUUUCUUCUUGUCUUGCUAUGAAGCACAUGAUAUCGCCGUGGAUCAUACACAAAUGAAUAUCGGCGAGCUAAGCGACCAUUUUCGUGAUCUCCUUCAAACCUAUCACAUGACAGCAGAAGCAGCCGGCAUUCAUCCUAUGGAGAGCGUUCCUAAUGAACACAUCAUCUUGAUACCCGACAAGCAUACGCACCUUUUCCCUUUAGAAAGCAUGGAUGUUCUCCGCUCACAAUCAGUCUCACGUGUACCCUGCCUCUCAUUUGUACGUGAUCGCAUCUUCCAAGCAACGGCAAAACAACCCGAACAAAAUGACUGGAAAGAUAUCACGGUCAAUGGUCAAAGUGUCUAUUACCUCCUCAACCCAGCCGGUGAUCUUUUGCAUACCCAAAGAGAAUUUGAAAGCACCUUUAAAAAAAUGGAGGGUUGGCAUGGUGUUGUAAAUCAAAAACCGCUCGAGCUGAGAUGGGAUCAAAUUCUUCAGAAUCAUGAUAUUUACAUGUACUUUGGACACAGUGCUGGCCAAUCCAUCAUUCGUGGCAGUAAGAUUCGGCAUUUACGCAAAGGACCUGUAGCCAUUCUUAUGGGUUGCAGCAGUGGCAGCCUUAUAUCUCAAGGAGAGUUUGAUCCAGAUGGCUAUAUCAUGAACUUUUUAUUGGGUGGAAGCCCUGCUGUGGUUGCCAAUCUAUGGGAUGUGACCGACAAGAGCAUUGACAAGUUAUCACGCACUAUGAUGGAGAAUUGGGGCUUAUUGCAUAAAAGUUCCACACACAACAGCAUGACGAUCACUGAAGCAGUAGCGAAAUCUAGAAACAGUUGUCGUCUACCCUAUCUCAUUGGCGCUGCCCCCAUUGUAUACGGUAUCCCUGUACAUGUUCACCGAUAA